AUGACAAUCGCUUUUAAGUUUAGUAUUCGGAUAUCCCGUGGUCAUGUGAAUUUAGUUGAUUCAAUUAAUGAUGUAAAAGAUCUGAUAUACAAAACGUAUGCAAAAAUUCUUACCACUUUCGUUCUAAAUAAAUACAAUAAAGAAUCUGUUUCUGAGGUUGCUGAAGCCCGUGACGGCAAUGUAAAUAAGGGGUGA
Dentiscutata erythropus is the source of this 195-nucleotide messenger RNA. The record is from the annotation of a GenBank genome assembly. NCBI's taxonomy places the organism in Eukaryota, Fungi, Glomeromycota, Glomeromycetes, Diversisporales, Gigasporaceae.